Messenger RNA from Syngnathoides biaculeatus (alligator pipefish), 1921 nucleotides. It is a transcript of the gene gps1, whose product is annotated as G protein pathway suppressor 1. NCBI's taxonomy places the organism in Eukaryota, Metazoa, Chordata, Actinopteri, Syngnathiformes, Syngnathidae. The record is from RefSeq and is a predicted model, not a curated record. The coding region runs from base 137 to 1600 and encodes 487 amino acids. Gene Ontology annotation, cellular component: COP9 signalosome. The transcript has 14 exons.
UGAUGCAUAGUAUCGUAAAAGGAGUAAAUUUGUGCUUUCUCGCGAUCCGUAGUCUAUCCGGCUACGACCCACAAAUUGCACCGCUGUUGGACUUCUCGUCGUAACAUCAUAUUGUAAAUAGUCAUUCAAGUUAAGUAUGCCUUUGCCUGUGCAGGUUUUCAACUUUCAGGGGGCUGUGGAACCUAUGCAGAUUGAUGCAGACCCCCAGGAGGACCAGCAGAAUGCUCCAGAAACCAACUACAUUGUGGAGAACCCAACACUGGACCUAGAACAAUAUGCGACCAGUUACAGUGGAUUAAUGCGCAUUGAGAGACUCCAGUUCAUCGCAGAGCAUUGUCCGCAACUCAGAGUGGAAUCACUGAAGAUGGCUCUAACCUUUGUCCAAAGGACCUUCAAUGUUGACACUUAUGAAGAGGUCCACCGCAAACUAACUGAUGCCACACGGGAAGUCCCGAGUGUACCAGAAGUAGCUCCAGAGGGUGCCGUUGUCCCUCCUCCUUUGGAUUCAGCAUGGACGGAGUCUACCAGAAAGAAGGCUCUACUUAAAUUGGAGAAACUGGACACUGAUCUAAAAAAUUACAAGGGGAAUUCGAUUAAAGAGAGCAUCAGGAGAGGACAUGAUGACUUGGGGGACCAUUACCUCGACUGUGGAGACCUCAGUAAUGCCCUUAAGUGCUACUCUCGAGCCAGGGAUUACUGCACCAGUGCUAAACAUGUCAUUAACAUGUGUCUGAACGUAAUCAAGGUCAGUGUUUAUCUUCAGAACUGGUCCCAUGUACUAAGCUAUGUCAAUAAGGCUGAAUCUACACCAGAGAUUGCAGAGCAACGAGGAGAGCGAGACAGCCAAAAUCAAGCAGUUCUUACCAAAUUAAAGUGCGCUGCAGGCCUGGCGGAAUUGGCUUCUCGAAAAUACAAAGCGGCUGCCAAGUGCUUUCUGCAGGCUUCUUUUGACCACUGUGACUGUCCAGAGCUUUUGUCACCCAGUAAUGUUGCGGUAUAUGGAGGUUUAUGCGCUCUGGCCACGUUUGAUAGGCAGGAGCUCCAACGCAAUGUCAUCUCGAGCAGCUCUUUUAAGUUAUUUCUAGAAUUAGAACCUCAAAUUCGUGACAUCAUCUUUAAGUUCUAUGAAUCCAAAUAUGCAUCUUGUCUCAAACUACUGGAUGAAAUGAAGGAUAAUCUUCUGUUAGACAUGUACUUGGCCCCACACGUCCGGACACUGUAUAGCCAAAUCAGGAACAGAGCUCUUAUCCAGUAUUUCAGCCCAUACGUGUCAGCGGACAUGACCAAGAUGGCUCAGGCCUUCAACACUACAGUGGCGGCCCUUGAAGAUGAGCUCACCCAGCUCAUCUUGGAGGGGCUCAUAAAUGCACGCAUUGACUCCCAUAGCAAGAUUCUGUACGCGAGGGAUGUGGACCAGAGAAGCACCACAUUUGAGAAGUCGCUCCAUAUGGGCAAAGAGUUCCAGAGACGAGCCAAAGCCAUGAUUCUCCGAGCGGCUGUGCUACGUAAUCAGAUCCAUGUCAAGUCUCCACCCAGAGAAGGCAGUCAGGGUGAACUGACACCUGCUAACAGUCAAACGAGAAUGAGCACCAACAUGUGAGUCUGCACACUGACCGGAGGGAAGGAUUGUCCAGCUGUUCUCCGACAUCAAACACCUCAUCCCCCCUCCCCCUUUUUUUUUUGAUGAAGAUGAAACAUGCAACACAGAGUUUAAAGAUUGAGCACUUAAUUACAUCUCACGGAAAAGCAUGAAAUCAUGUGAAAAUUUAAUUCAGAAAAAAAACAUGAAAACUAAGCGCUGUUACAGUUUAGUGGACGCUGAUCUCCUUGUUCUUUGUGGGGGAGUCAUGAACUGAAAUAAUGUUUUAAAAUUAAAUGGCUUCCAGAUAAAUCUUGUCUUCAUCUGGGUCUGUGUUAUCUC